UCCAUGGUUGCCACGUCUGUCUCUAGGUAAGUCAAGUAUAUAAGAUCAGAAUUUAAACAAAAACAACUUCUCAGAUGGUCGGAAAAAUAUCUUUCUGAACUUUCACUCGACGAUUUCUCCAAAAUGAUCUCUUCAACUCUGAACUUUUUGUAUCCUGUCAAGAAUGAAAGACCCAAAGUGAAAAGUUACAGCGAGAAAAGUGACUUCCAUCAUGGAAAAUCUUCAGACCAGUGUCAUCCUCACUGACAGACUGUGAGAAGGGACUUUUCUCAAUCAGCUGGGAACCUGCACCGGUGUCUUUGUGCGUGCGUCCGUCAGCACAGGAGGAGGGUUUCAGGCAUCAUCACUCAGGCAUCCUCUUACUGGCUCACUGGACUAAAGCCUGGGAACCAGACCAACGAUGACCAUUCUCAUCAAGCAAAUGGAUUCAGAGGAAGUCGUUGAUCGCCACCAGUCUGAUCGUGGCGGUGUCGCUCUUCGUGGUGGUGGUGAACUACUCAGAGAAGCCCUACUUCCUCCUGCAGCCCGUGUUCGGUCAGACGUUCAGCAGCCACUGGAUGUUCUCUAAGCAGCCGUACAAGGCCUUCAAACCUCACCUGGGCUAUGUUAGCAUCCCCAAACAGGAGCCUCUGAAGCUGCACUGUGAGCUCUGCAGCAUCGUGUCCAGCUCUGGCCAGAUGUUGGGCCAGGCUGCCGGCCUGCAGAUCGACCAGUCUCCCUGCAUCUGGCGGAUGAACAACGCACCCACGCGGGGCUUCGAACGCGACGUGGGCCAGCGGACCACACUGAGAGUCGUCUCGCACACCAGCGUCCCACUGCUGCUGCAGAAGCCCCAGUACUUCUUUGGCCAGGCCAACGACACGGUCUACGUGGUGUGGGGGCCGCUACGAAACAUGAGGAAGGACGGAAAGGGCAUUGUGUACAACAUGCUGCGACAGGCGGCUGAGAACUACCCUCAUGCACGCAUCUACGUCACCACAGAGGACAGGAUGAACUACUGUGACAUGGUCUUCAAGAAGGAGACGGGAAAAGAUAGGAUCCAGUCGGGCUCCUACCUCAGCACCGGCUGGUUCACGCUCAUCCUCGCCAUGGACAUGUGCAAAGAGAUCCAUAUCUACGGCAUGAUAAAUGACACCUACUGCAAGACGGAGGGUAACAGAAAGGUUCCCUAUCACUACUACGAGGCGGGCAGUCGGGACGAGUGUGCAGAGUAUCUGCUCCAUGAGAGCGCCCCCUACGGCGGCCACCGCUUCAUCACCGAAAAGUCUGUGUUCUCCAAGUGGGCCAAAACUCACUCCAUCAAGUUCUUCAACCCGCCUUGGCAGCUGUCGUGACCCUGGCUGAACCGACAUGGAAAUACUACACCGUCAUCAACACUUUCAUCACCACCGUUGUCGUCUGGGGACCAGCUGGAUCUCUAUGCCGACCGAAAGCUGGUUCCUUGAUGUGCUCAAACAUAAUUUUUUGGCACAAAUUCCACUUCAUGUCCAUUAAAAAAGGUUUGUUGAUGGCUCCUUGUCAAGUCCUGGAUGGCGAAUAUCCAGGAAGUGCUUGUUUGUUUGUUUUCUUGACGGCGCCAUUCAAUCAGACAGACUUCCAGUUAAGGUUUGCCCAACAUGGACAGGGAAAAAACAUCUCCUGCUUCAUGAAAAUCUAUUCCUCCUGAAUUUUUGAGCUGAAGAACGCGCACAGCACGCUGCUCUCCACUGACUAAUCGAUCCAUUCGCUGCUCUGUGAGUUUAGCAAAGGAUGGCUCGAAGGCUAAACUUUUUUAAAAAAAGGAGAAAACAACAGGAAAUCGUAACAACCAUCCACUUUCAGUAGCAUCGGCGGCUCACAUGUCCACAGUUGCUGAACAUCUUAAAGGCGAUAUUAAAAUGUUUUUCAGCGGUGUUGCUGAAGAAGAGCUCAGCUGCUGCAGAGACGAGGCACGCUGCCAUGGACACCCGACAAACUCGCCAACUCUGUUUUCUCUGCGUGUGUCUCAUCCUCUGUCAGUCUGUAAUUAAUCUAUAACGAGUAUUAUUCAGGCCUUCACCUCCAGCUGUGGGAUUAUUGAAGGCAGGUUUCAAUUUACGCUGGCCCGUCGGAAAAAGCUUCAACAAACAAUGUCAUUAGAAAAGAAAACAUAGCGGGAAAAAAAUGAUUUCAGUCAAACCUGAAGGUGAACAAUAGUUUGUUUUUUUCGUGUUACGCUGUGUGUAAACUUACACUCAAACUCAAAGAUGUCAGCUUUUUUUUCCUUUUAUAAUGCUGUGAAAUUUUAAGGGACAUGUUUUGGCUUGAGGUUGCUAAUUUAUUCUGCAGAGAUAAGUUCCUAACGCUCUUUAACAGUGUGCCAUUGACAAUGUGAGCAUCACAGCACAUAGAGCAAUGUGCAAUUAGAAACUCCAUACUUGCGGAAGGAGUUAAAUCAUUUGCGACCCCGCAGAGGGAGAGAUUUAUGUGUGCAGUGAAACCAUUUGAAGUUAAUUGUAUUCUAUUAUCAUUUUGUGCCUGCAAUAUACUCUGCAGUUCAUUGUAUAGAGACGGAGGUAGACGCUCUGUCUCUCGCUCGCUCAUAUUCUCAUCCAGCUUUGUGCCUCUUUGUGUACAGUAUCACUGUGUGACUUCCCAUUUGUCUUUGAACGCAGCGCGCGUGUCUCCUGGUUCAGGUCAUUACAUUUGAAUGCAUCUGUUCCGGGACAGUGAAGAAUAAUCAGUGAAGUGCUGAGGUGUGUCGGUUGGCUGGUAGCUGUGGAGGGCUGAGACACUCUGGCUGUGACCGUGACUCCCCCUCCCCCCUCGAGGCUGUGAUUAGUGUCCCGGUCAGAGCUGCAGCCCGGAGGGGAGGACUGGAAGGAUUCAAAGACUUCUAAUUUAGGCGACUUGAUGCACAGGGUCCCUGACGACUGUUAUAAACUGCAGCUGAGCUUCACAAUCUCACUCUCGCUGCAGCAACUGUUUACACUCACACGUAGGCACUCCAUGUUGGGCUUUUUCUCAGUAGGCAUCGAUUUGGUGAUUUACAGGUCAAAAGACAUGUAGGUUAAAACCAGGUCAUGUCCUCAGGAGUUUUAGUAAUUUGCGAGUUUACAUAUUGUAGUAGGGUGAGGAUUUUAUCAGCCAAUUACAGUAGUAUAUGUAAAGUUGAUUGCUUUUUUAGGCCAAUAAAUAAAUAAGGUUUCAGUAUUUAUCCUCCAGAAUGGCAGUGUAGAGAAGGCUUUGCAAUAAGAUUUACAUCUUAAAUUUGGGAAGCUAAAUUUACAGAAAAUAUCAGCUAAAGCGAAAAAAUGAAGAGUUCCCUCUUUUUGCUUUUUGGUCAGAAUUAAGGAGACCAUCCUCCCCCAAAAAUCCCCCAUAGGUCGUUUGCAAUUAAGAAUCUUAUUUCAACCAGAUUCCAGCCCAUAUUAAGGUUCUUUAUUUAUUUCUGACCUUUGGCUGUGGUAAUUAUGACUGCAGCAAAGGAGGAAGUGUCCAAAGAGUGACAAAGUCUGCACAAGGAAGAGGUUUGGGAUGAUGGAUGGGUCAAACAAACAGGAAGUGUGAAACCAAAAGUUAACAAUGACUUAAACUUAGUUAAACUUAACUGCGUGUGUAGGAAGUUAGGGAACAUACCAAACAUAGUUAUUCUAACCCAAACCUAGAUCUUUUCUUUAACCUAAAGGUUGACCUGUGCAACAGUGAGGUUUAGUUAUAAGGAUAGGUUGAUCAAUGUCGAGGUUAGAGGAUUUAUUGAGCAUCUGAGCUUAUAAGCACAUCUCUGGUAAGCACAAGAAUUAAAGGUUUGCUUUUGCAUGACUCUUUGUGAAGAAAGUCAUUUUUAAAAAUCUAUAGAUCAAAUCAACUCAUAUAUUACUCGACAAAAUCAUUUGAAUGUUAGUCAACUAAGAAUUUCUUAAUUGAGCACAGCCCUAAAAUUAUUCUCUUGAAAAUCUUUAACAAUACUCAGCCCUAUUGAGACAUCUUGACCUGCAAACAACCCAAACCCUACUCUCUGGGCUGUUGAUUGUCAGCUGCAUGUUCGGAAACAUGUUUGGAAAUUCUUGGGUUCCUUACUUGUUCUGGAGAACAGAGAAUUUCCUAAGAAUGACCUACAGCUUAAGGACUCAUUGUAAGUCUGCCGAGCUGACAAGAGCAUCAGCAAAAUGUAAAAAUGUGCUGUUUUAAAUUCCACCCGGUGGAGAUCAGCGUACGGGAGAUGACCGUAACACAGGUGGGGUCACGGUUCACAUUUCCUCUGGGACGAUGUGCUCGAGAGUAUCGCAGCACUGAGAGCAGCUGCGGAUCAAAGUAUCCACCACACGAUGUAUGUAAAGCAGAAAUGUCUCACUGUAUUAUUUCUCCUGUUCAGGAAGCCAGAAAAUGCAAUCUGGGCCUUAGGAUGAGUUUGAAAUUAUACUUCUUUCUGUUCCCCUGGGAAAACGGCCCUUGAUACUGGAGCGUGAAUUCAUACAGUAUGCCAUGCAUGUUACAUGAUUAACGUACAUCUUUUAUAUAUUUCUACUCAGCCUGUGAUUGUGCAGUCAUCUGGCAGCUCUCCACCAAUCAGUUUUACCUCUGCUGUACAGUAAAUCCACCGUCAAUUGUAAAGCGCUUCACACUAAGAUAAGAUUUUAAGUUCUGUUUCGUCGACCCAUGAUUUGUGUUCUAGUGCAUUAUCUUAUUUGAUUUACUCACAUCUGGAAGAAGAUUUCUUCUGUUCAUCCUCCUUUUAGUGAGUUGUUUAAAUGAUGGCGACUUUUAUUUUUUGUUGAUG
Centropristis striata (black sea bass) is the source of this 4738-nucleotide messenger RNA. RefSeq names its product ST6 (alpha-N-acetyl-neuraminyl-2,3-beta-galactosyl-1,3)-N-acetylgalactosaminide alpha-2,6-sialyltransferase 3 (gene st6galnac3). NCBI's taxonomy places the organism in Eukaryota, Metazoa, Chordata, Actinopteri, Perciformes, Serranidae. Gene Ontology annotation, biological process: ganglioside biosynthetic process; oligosaccharide metabolic process. The record is from RefSeq and is a predicted model, not a curated record. The transcript is spliced from 6 exons. Gene Ontology annotation, molecular function: alpha-N-acetylgalactosaminide alpha-2,6-sialyltransferase activity. Bases 558 to 1334 code for a protein of 258 amino acids.